AUCUAUCGAGAAAUUUUAAAUUCAAGGGGUCAAUAUUUAGUUUAAUUGUUAAAUUUUUGCCUCUUGUCACUAAAUUGAAUACGGUUAGCUGUUGUAAAUCAAAGAUAUGUCUGGAAAACGCUUAGUACUUAAUAAAACAAUUAAAUCCCUUACUGCGUUGAGAGAAGGCGAUGCGGCUCCUAAAAAAAGUCCUGGAACCUUACGAUUGUAUAGUAUGAGGUUUUGUCCAUUUGCCCAGAGAACAAGAUUGGUCUUAAUUCAUAAGCAAAUUCCGCACGAAGUAGUUAAUAUUAACUUGAAAAGACGGCCAAAAUGGUUUUGGCAGGAGAAGAAUCCGUUCAGUCUUGUUCCAGUUAUUGAAAAGGAUAAGAUGAUUAUCUACGAAUCAGUUGCAUGCAAUGACUAUUUGGAUGAAAUUUAUCCUCAUGAUAAAUUGAACCCUAUGGAUUUACUUGAAAGAACGAAACAGAAGAUGUUAAUGGAGUCCUUUUCGAAGGUGGUUUCCUUAUUUUAUCAAGUUAUAAAUAUGAAAGAUGACAAACAACAAGUGGCUAAAUUACUUAAGAGAGCCUUAUCACCAUACGAGGCUGCAUUAAGUGGGAAAUACUUUGGAGGUUCAAACGUGUCUAUGCUGGAUUUGCACAUUUGGCCUUGGUUUGAACGACUCCCUAUAGUUUCUAGAGUUCUUGAAGAGGACGUGUUUGAAGGAUUCCCAAAGAUAAAAAAAUGGAAAACAAUUAUGGAAGAUUUACCAUGCGUCCAACAAACAGCAUUUUCUCUAGAGGACCACGCAGAAUUCUUUUCGAGCUUUUUAACAGGAGAACCAAACUAUGAUCACGCUCUAGAAACUGAAUACAUUGCUAAACUAUAA
Messenger RNA from Dimorphilus gyrociliatus, 871 nucleotides. The record is from the annotation of a GenBank genome assembly. NCBI's taxonomy places the organism in Eukaryota, Metazoa, Annelida, Polychaeta, Dinophilidae.